AUGGCUACUCACGGCAGUGCAGAUCACGAUGGGCUGGAUAUGAGCCAAAUCGAUUGGCUUCCGCGCAUGCUUACCGUACCUUCACUCGGGACGUCACCCGGAACAUCAGAGCCACGACGGUCGGAUACGCAUCUACAACCCUCGCUGAGCUCAAUCUCCUUUAGACAACCGGAAAGUGUAACAGUAGUUGUGGAUCCACGCGAUGGCGCAGGGUCCGAUCAGGUAAUCCUGGAUGAGCAGGAUCGAACCGUGAAUCGACGAUUGCGUGGAAUCCAUGUGUUUAUGAUCACCAUUAGCGGCGUCCUCGGCGUUGGACUUUAUCUUCGAAGUGGAUCUAUAUUGCGAAUCGGUGGGCCGGCAGCUGUUUUGAUCUCAUUCUCAGCCAUGGGCUUGCUAGCCUGGUUGGUCAUGCAAUGUAUAGGGGAGUUUCUCGCCAUAUGGCCGGUCGCCGGUGCGCUCGUGGAGUUCGUCGGGACAUUCGUUGAUGAAGACCUGGGCACUACAGUCGGUAUCGCAUAUUGGUGGGUCCCAUUGACGAGGCGGAGUAUGGCCGUUUCACAAAACUUCCAGCUAACGGUAGUCGCAUGCAGGAUAUCCUACUGUCUGAACUUUGCUGCUAUGAUUGUGGCUGCUGCUGGCGAGGUAGAAUUCUGGAACACAAGCAAGGCUAUCCAGGGCACGGUCAUUCUAUUCAUAGUGCCGCUGUUCCUAGUGCUGCUUAAUAGCUUCGGCGUGCAAGUAUAUGGUUUUACUGAGGUCAUUGGGGGCUCUGUGAAGAUCCUCGGGGCCAUUGUUGUAACUGUGUCGAUGAUCGUGAUCAAUGUUGGAGAUCUUCCGACCGUAUUUUCUCUUCAAGUUCUCACCCGCUUUCAGACUAUCGCGACUCAUCUAUAUUUCAGUACGAUGAUAGAGCAGCGGGAAACUGGCAUUUCCUUUUCCAUUGCCGCAUUUUCCUUCGUAGGUGUUGACAUUGCAGCCGCAACGGCGCUCGAGGCACGUCCCGACAGAAAGCGAAUUUCAGCGGAGGACCCUCUGAACGAAGAACUGAAACAACCAUGGCCCUUCAUCUCGAUUCGCUUCUCUGCGACCUGGACGAGCUUCAUUGCGUGGAUAGCUUACUUCGUCGCAGGGUUCGUGAUGACCCUGAACUUACCCUGGGACUCUGAUCAAUUACCAGAGGCUGGAUGGCUGGGCCAUCCCGGUCCAAAAUCCGAUAGGCCAACUGAUUCAGGCUUUGUGAUAAGCGCGAAGCAAUCUGGGAUCAAAGGACUAGCGGACCUGUUUAAUGUCAUUUUAUUGUUCACUGCCCUUACCUGUGCCAAUACCAAUUUAUAUGUGGGAUCCCGCACACUCUUUGGUUUGACACGAAAGAUAUACGGAAGAAAGUGGCGGUGGCUGGCAUUCUUCGGCAAGACAAACAGCUACCAGGUUCCAGUCAGGGCCAUGUUUCUAUCGUGCUGCUUCUUAUGGGUGCCUUUUCUAUAUCUGUCGCCGAAUAAUUCGAAGGGUACCACUAUCGCUAGUGUAAGCGAAACAUAG
Aspergillus oryzae RIB40 is the source of this 1539-nucleotide messenger RNA. RefSeq lists its product as uncharacterized. The transcript is spliced from 6 exons. Gene Ontology annotation, biological process: amino acid transport; transmembrane transport. Gene Ontology annotation, cellular component: membrane. The record is from RefSeq and is a predicted model, not a curated record. Bases 1 to 1539 code for a protein of 512 amino acids. NCBI's taxonomy places the organism in Eukaryota, Fungi, Ascomycota, Eurotiomycetes, Eurotiales, Aspergillaceae.